CAACGAGUUCAAAGCAUGGGCGAUUUCCCUCCGGCCUCAGUGUUCCCGCCCCGAACCAGCAACAAGUAUAACAGCGUACCACAAAACAUGCCGAACAUGCAGAAGCAACAUGCAGCUGGGACCCCUUGAGUCGUGCCACCCGCAUCAAGCGCACACAAAUCAAAGCCCUCCGAUAGCAAGGCUCUGCGAACCUUUGCGUGGUUUUCAGCUCAUCAUAGCCGAAUUCGACAACACCAAAUGCAGUGUUCCCAAUAUGCGUUUCAUUGACGUUUUUCUUGGACCAAUUGAAUCGCGUUUCAGCCCAUUUCAUGACUCCCAAGCUGUCAAUGGAACGCCACGAACGCCUGCUGCUCAUUCCAUGAGGACAGGGUCCUGUCCAUAACGGCUCAGCGCAUGAUUAGAACAUAUAUUCGGCAUCCGCGGUCAUGGUAGUCGCACGAAAGCUGAUUUCUUCGCAGCGUUGUUGGUGUUCAGCUAAACCGCCUGUCCAGCGAUGACGACCACAGGCGAGGGGCCCAUGCGAAACGCGAAUCCCUUGGAACCAGGCAGCGUUGACGACUCCAGGCCACUGCCAGCUAACCAAUCCAUACCGGCAAGGAUUCGCGAGCGCCUCAAUCUGCAGAAAACACCAAAGACUCCUGAUAACCCCCAGGAUCCAGGUGCACCCACUCAGGGAGAGGCAAACCAAACCAAUCCCAGCGCCAUCAACAAGACACAGGAGUUCGGGAAUGCUGUGACCAGUAUUCUUAGGCCGUUCUCGGAACUUCAUGUCUCCUACCCGACAGGCAACCAUUAUAUGCCGUGCGUUGACAUCAUUGCAAUCCACGACAUUGGCGAAGCACUGGAAACGGCCUGGGUUCAUCGUAAGAAGCUUAAGCGACGCCAGAAUGACCCCCGGCGCUCGGUGAACACGACAUCAAUUCUCAAGACAAGCCUUGAUGAAGCCCGCAAACUGGGUAGCGAUGGUAGCCCUGCGCCUGGUCAACGGCGAGGGAGAUAUGAAAUGGUCCAGUCAACUGUCUUAUCAUGGCUCCCAACGGUUCCGGAGACAGACAUUGGAGGUACUGAUGAUGUUGAAGCUGAGACCAGGUUGGAAAGUCAACAGAUGUCCAAACGCCCAAUCUCGCCGCGAGACCAAGAUGAGCAGCCACAAGAUGCGCCGGUGAGCAAGCCAGAUGCUUCGAACCAAGGGCCGGUAAACGUCACUGAUGCUGCUGCCCCAAACAAACCGUCGACAGAUAGGCCAUCUUCCGAUCGUGGGACAGAAAGACGUGUCAACUGGCUAACCGACCCCCACAUGCUGCCAGCGGAGAUUCAGCGUGCCCGAGUUCUGUGCUACACGUACUCUGACAUAGAGACCGCCUCCAAUGGACCAUUCAAAUAUCUCGACGAAAAAGCGGCGGACCUGCUCGAACGUCUCGCACAACUGCGACCUCCGGGUGAAACUGGGUUCGCAGAGGUGCCUAUCGUCUUCAUAGGCCUUGGGUUUGGCGCGCUUAUUGCUCAGCGGGCUGUCGUCAAACUUCGACUGGCGGAGACGGAUGACGCCAAAUCAAGUAUACAUCUCGGCUUAGUUGCUGGCGUGCUUCUGAUAGAUGCGCCUUCUCCUAGCAAAUCCUCAGAUCUCGAGCUGUACCCGCGCAGUCGUAGCCAAUUAUCAAACAGAACCUGGACAGACGACUGGUUUGGAAGCAGUGAUAACGGCGAUUUGGGCUUGAUCAAGGCCUCAGACAGCAGAAAGAUCGACGGUUCUUAUCUGUGGAAUACAUUCUCAAGCACCGCCUCGGCAAAUCAGAUUUGCCUAGCAUGGCACUACCUCCCAGUGAAAGAUGGUGACAGGACAAUCGUCCCCAAACACCCGUCAGUGAUGUUGCUUGAGAGAAGAUCCAGAACAUCCCACCGGCUUAGCAGAUUCGACGGGAAUGAGGAUGAGGACUUCAAGUCUCUGGUCGAGAUUAUUAAGCGAUCUAUCCUCGUCAAGCACUGCACCGCACAAUCCACAGUAUUGCGAGCGCGUCUUCCAGAUCUUUCCAAGGAACGAUUUCCGGUCAAUCUCAAAGACCAAAAAGGGUUGACCCCGCUACACCUCGCGGUGGAAGCAGGCAAUUCAAGCGCUGUCAGGAAUCUUGUCUACAAAGGCAAGGCGUCGCUUACGGAAAAGGACAACAACGGGAGAUCCCCUCUGACAACGGCCAUUCGCCAGGCAGUCCAGGAAAAAGACGCCAAGAAGGCCGUCUUCACGCAGAUAAUCAAGCUACUUGUGAAGGCUAACACGGGCUUGCAAGUGGAUGACAAGGAUAUUCUCGGCAAUUCCCCCUGGCACUACGCAACUGGACUUGAGAAUGCAUGGAUCAAGCGGUUGAGGAAAAACUUGAUCGUAGGGAACUCGUUAACGAUGAAUCACGUGUUGGAGAGAGUCACCAAUCCCGAGCCUGGCUCGACACAGGCCUCGGCAUGCGAUGUCUUUGACAUGUUCCUGUUGGAGAUAUUCAUGCAAACGAAGCGCCGUGGGUCAAAGUGGUCUGAAAAGUUCAAUUGGGACUUUGCAACUGUGACGGACGUAAUCUACAGCGGGGAUCUCGGGGUAACCCGUACGCUGGACAUGUCGCGGCCAGACAGCCUGGCAAAAGAGAAGGCAUUGUGUCGCUGGGUGCAUUUACCUGCCAACAAUGAGCAAUGGGUCCAUGACCUAUUGAUCAGUUCAGGUAUCCAGGACGGUUCCAUGGGUGGUCAGCGCCAUCAAGGUUCUCCUGUGAUCGAUCGUUACAUGAUGCCGCAAGCCAAGAGAUAUAAACAUUCCCAUGGACUCCUUGAAAAGACGCAGUCCACUGAAAGGCCGAACGCAGUCCGACGAGGAAGCUCUUCAGAAAGUGGAAUUACGCUUACCUUGGGUCCUGGAGAUGUUGCCGCUGUUGACAAAUUGGGGUCUAGCCAAUCUAGUGUGUCCGAGUCAAAGGAGUCUGAUGCCAUCGUGAUUUUUCUACCCAUUUUCGGCUUCGAAUGUCACCGGCACCGCAAGUAUCUCAGCGACGCCAUCUCGAAUGCUUCCGGUGAAUUGAAAACCUCACAGCAAGAUAAAGUAAUUUCAGAGGCUGCAGCAUCCAAGUCGUCACCUUCAAGGCAUGCUAAGAGAAGAAGCGAAGUCUCUUCUUCAUAUUAUUCCACGCCCAGUAGCCCAUUCAAGGAUGCUGCCAAACUGCUUCGGAAUGCCAUGCCUGCUAGCAAUCAAUCGCUUCUGUUAGACGGCUACUUACGCUCGCCCAAGCCAGUGCAUUGUCGCCGCACGCUGGAUCAGUUUUCUUAUUACAUGCUAAGCUCGACUGAGACAAGAGACAAGAAUCAGGUUGCUUAUAAAUGGGCCAAGGAGACAAAGGCAUGCGACAAGGCCAAGGACAGACCCAUCAUCAUGGUUGAUCAGCUGUGGGUGUGGAUUCUCCAUAACGGGACCGUUAUCACGAGCUUUCCAACCACAUGGAAUGGAGACGAGUCUUACGAUCUCAUGAAGGCCCUAAUGGCCGAGCUUGGAGGCAACAAAGAAAGACCACUCAUCCGCUCGGCCGAACACCUGCUUCACCUGAUUCUCAGAACAAGCCUUGACUUUUGCAAGCGGAAGGGGCCUGCGGGGUUUCGUUUUGAGGAUUGCUUCAGAGGUUCCAUCAACAGUGUGUCUGAGAAGCAGAACCUCCUUUUUGACGAGUUUCGUCGAAUUACCACUCGAUUAGAGAAGGGAAACCUCAGUCCGAAAAAGAAGAAGAAAGAGAUCGAGUCCCUCUUACGCCUUGACGAGGAGACAAAGCUUCUCAUUGAGAUUAUGGACAUCCAGGAUGAGCUAACCAUUAUCAAGACUAUUUUAUCCCAACAGGAGACGGUGCUUCAGAGUCUUUUGCUACUCUACCCUAAGAAAGGGAGAGAUGACGAAAGCGACGAGGAAGAUGACGCCGAUAAGCCGCUGCGGAACCGGGAAAUUGAAGGUUUAGUAAGGGACUUGCUUCGAGCCUUUGGGCAGGGGCCGGUAGUAAACGAUACCUCGAAGGUUGGGUCAGAUGUGCCACCUAGGCAUGUUCACUUCCAAGAGGUCCUGUGCCAUCAACAGGCCACUGGAACUCUCCCAACCGACAGUUCAAUACAAGGUGGUGAAUGUUCCAACGGUGGAGAACUCGCUCGAAGUUCAAGCCAAGGAGAGUUAAAGGGGAAGGGGAAGGAAGGACAAUCUGAACAACAGGCGGCAGGACCCCCACCACAAUUGACAAAAAGCCCAGAGGCGAAAAGGCGAGAUCAGGAGGAACGGGGACCGACGGCCUCGUCCGACCGGGUAAACAAGCCAGAAACGAAGAAGCAGAAAGCUCUCCUCACCCACCCUGACCUGAUGUAUGGGACCCUCGGCAUCGUUCAAGGUCACAUCCGAGUCGUCACAAACAUGUUGGAAGUGGCCGAAAAAGUCCAAUCCUUGCUGGAAAGUCUUCUUGACUUGAAACAAAAACAUGCGAACGGCUGGGAGGCGCGAUUUUCACGUGAAGGGUCGGAAGAAACGCAGAGACAGGGAAAUACAAUUCUCUUCUUCACAAUUGUGACAGCCAUCUUUCUGCCGCUAUCUUUUAUGGCCAGUUUCUUUGCUUUGGAUGUCGACAUUUUCCCCAAAGAUGAGGCCUCAGAAGAAACCUCGUGGCCGCUCGGUCAAGUUUGCGGUUAUCUGUUUGGCAUCUCUGCUUCCAUCUUCACACCACUAGUCAUCAUAGCGGUUUACGUGAACGACCUGUCUGACGCUGUUCGGAAGGCAUAUUGUCGCCUUGUAAAAAAGAAGGACGCACAAGGCGGUGGUAGCAAGGCUCCUGGUGUCGACGGUCAACCUGGGGCUAUACUACGUACCGGCGAUUACGACUCAGACAAGGAAACAACAGUUGUUGAUCAGCAAUUGCCACCGCCAAAGUCGCGAGGAAAGACUGCCUCUUUGAACAAACCUGUCCAACAUGGGGGGUGGUUAAAUUGGUUUGGACCGCUUAGGCACUCUGCCGGCAGCAACGAUCCUGGUUACGCCAAACUAUUUGGCACAUUCACUUUUCACACCCAUAUCCCAGGGCUCCGUCGCCUGUGGAAGUGGCAACGGUAUCUCCAACGGAGCAGACGGAGUCCUUGCAGUGGUAGCCGUUGGAAUGACAGAUACGUCACUGACUAUCCGCUCCACCACUUUCUGAGUGGGAUCCGCCGCUUUCUAUCUCGUAUUGGCAACACACUCUUCAUGUGUAUUGCACUACCAAUGUUGGUGGCCAUUGGGUUCUGCCUCAUGGGCAGAAAGAAAGCAAGCAGAUCAGCACGCCGCCCACGACGACCAAGGAGCGACGUCAGCAGCUCGUACUGGUCCAUGUCUGAGGAGGAAAGCGAUACAGACUCGUCUUUUGAACAUCCACGAAGGGGCCGUUUCCGGUCCGAACCUCGCUCUCGCUCGGCAGGUCGCAGAAGCCACCGAGGGUCAGACUCGGACCGCCACUAUCCGGGUUGGCUUGAUGUUGAUUCAGCUGGGGGCAGCGAGCGAGAGGAUGGAGAAGAGUGGUCGAUUGAGGCGCGGUCUCGGAGGACGAGGUCUUUGAGAAGGAGAUCGACUAUAUCCUUAGCUCUUUCUGGCGGUGGGAGAGUAAGUGGAAUAGAGCCAGACGCACCGUCGACUAAGCAGAAGGGGAAACAUCACGGGAGGUUGCGGAGGAUUUUGGCUAGGUGGGGGAAGGCUAAAAGUGCAGAUACGGAGAUGGGAGAGCGGGCAGUUCGCUAGACUUGUGGGAGUGGUUUUGUAUUCUGAUCUCAGGGACAAAGGAUGUGGCAUGAGGAAUGCGGACCGUCUUGGACCUGCUUUGGUGGCACGGUAUGUCCGGCACCAGAACAGACCGUCGCCAUUCACAACCCCUUUACUGGAUUCACCGCCCGCUCAUACAGUUGCUCAGAACACACUACUUACACAACUACUGGAUCCAUCACUUACCUGAGCAGGGAGCAGGGAGCAAAUAGAACACGCGAGUGCCCCUCCAAACCUCUACGAGCACUUAAGUUUUUCGGGAAAACUGAUUCGUGAGCAAGAGAGGUUUAUCAAGGGUCUUGGUUAGGUUUAUAUUCCGAGCUUCACACGAAUAAUUAAGGUUUUUUUUUUCUCAAAAUAGUCUCAGGUUGAAGGUUCCGCAGAAGUAUUACAAUCACGAGCUCAGUCAAUAUGCCCAGGAUUCCUUUCUUGAUC
This is a messenger RNA of Podospora bellae-mahoneyi, 6220 nucleotides long. RefSeq lists its product as uncharacterized. The transcript has 12 exons. Gene Ontology annotation, biological process: transmembrane transport; metal ion transport. Gene Ontology annotation, molecular function: metal ion transmembrane transporter activity; protein binding. The record is from RefSeq and is a predicted model, not a curated record. Gene Ontology annotation, cellular component: membrane. Bases 494 to 5764 code for a protein of 1756 amino acids. NCBI's taxonomy places the organism in Eukaryota, Fungi, Ascomycota, Sordariomycetes, Sordariales, Podosporaceae.